Messenger RNA from Micropterus salmoides (largemouth bass), 2365 nucleotides. RefSeq lists its product as uncharacterized. Lineage: Eukaryota; Metazoa; Chordata; Actinopteri; Centrarchiformes; Centrarchidae. The record is from RefSeq and is a predicted model, not a curated record. Bases 237 to 1286 code for a protein of 349 amino acids. The transcript has 3 exons.
GUUUUCAGCUACGUUGCGCUUGUCUUUUGCAUAAAAUACACCCGGAGUAAACACCAGAGCCUGCAGAAGUACAGCGUGCACAUAAACACAGACGUGGUCCUGAAUCAGUGACCGCCGAUCUUUAAUAUCAAGACGCAGCAAAUGAUUUUCCGCUGCCAGCUUCCCCUCCGCAUUCUGUGCGUGACAAGCGGCAGAGGCGCAGAUUCUGAACGCUACACCCUGACUGAGCAGCUAGCAUGCCUAAAGAUAGCCGUGCCAGGCGGGAGCGGAUGCGCGAGGCAAACCGCCGCGCACGUGCAGCAGAGUCGGAUGAAGCACGGCAUGAGCGCCUGGCUCGGAAUCGGGCGCGCAUAGCUAAGAAGAGGGCGGAGGAAACGCCAGAGAUGCGAGCGGCUCGCCGGGCAAACAACGCUGUGCGCCAACGGAAGGUCAGGGCCAAAGAAACGGUGGAGAUGCGAGCGGCACGCCAGGCAAAGGACGCUGUGCGCCAUCAAGAAGUCAGGGCCAAAGAAACGCCUGAGAUGCGAGCAGCGCGCCAUAAGAAGGUCAGGGCAGGAGAAACACUGGAGGUCAGAAUGAAACGCCAGCCAAGGGACGCCAGGCUCCAUCAACAAGUGCACCGUGCGCGACUGGAGCAGACGCUCCAUGACCAGCGCAACCUCGCACGGUAUGAAGAUCCUGACUUCUUCAAAGGGGAUCUUCGUGGUGAUUACAGGCAGACGAUGAGCACGAUGUCACUGUUUCAGUAUCCGAAUUGCUCACAUUGUGGUGCCUUUGUAUGGGAAGAGGACAGGAAAGGAUUCUGCUGCCACUCGGAUGUCCAGCUGCUGUUGGAGAGUAAUGAAGAGGUUCCCUCUAAACAGCAGAAGAGGAGCCCCAGUCUGAACCAGGAGGACCCACCAGAGUCCCGACACAUUAAAGAGGAGUGGAGCCCCAGUCUGGACCAGGAGGACCCACCAGAGCUCCCACACAUUAAAGAGGAGUGGAGCCCCAGUCUGGACCAGGACAACCCACCAGAGACCCCACACAUUAAAGAGGAAGGGGAGGAACUCUGGAUCAGUCAGGAGGGAGAGCAGCUUCGAGGGCUGGAGGAGGCUGAUAUCACCAAGUUCACAUUCACUCUUGUCUCUGUGAAGAGUGAAGAAGACGAUGAAGAGAAACCUCAGUCCUCACAGCUUCAUCAAAGACUAACUGAACAGAUGGAAACAGAAAUUGAUGGAGAGGACAGUGGAGGACCAGAACCAGCCAGGACCUCAGAUCCAGAUAGAGUGGUUCAUGACUUGUAAUUCUUCUGACACUAAUGACAGUUGUUGAAGGACACCAGAAAACCUCUGUCAGAUUUAGGGAUGAAAUAGUUGCCGGUUUAAUGAUAAACAUGGUAGAAUUCCAGACGAUCAUGAUCAUUAACACUGUAUUACUGAAGUUGUCAGUGUAACCUACUCUUGUUCUGCUACUGUAUGUGUCGUGUGUCUGUAGACUCAUUCACUCAUUGCGCAUGAUAACACGUUACGUAGUUUAGACACCAUAAUAAUCUUGUUUAUUAAAAGAGCAGCUGUUGAAUUGAUUGUAAAAUUGUUUGACGGUUUGUUGCGUCAACAAACCUCCAAGUGAAUCCGAGACAUAUCCCUCAGCAAGGAAACAAUGUGUGUGGAAAUAAAGAUGUGGCUUUGUUAAAAACAGCCUAGGUUUGGAAGAUCUCCACUUGAUUAGUCGAACUCAGACUGCUGAACCUCAGAUUAACUUCCCCUGACCUUCACAAUGUGUUUUCUCCAGUUACCAUCAGGUCAAGAGACUGAUUUACCUGAGGUCUGUUUUAGACCGGGUCCAAACCUUUGGACCUAUGAAGACUUCAGACUCUCUCCAGCAGUGGCAAUUUCUGCAUGGGCUCAUCUGUAAAAUGUCACUAGUGCAUCCACAAGAAGAAAGUUAGAAGCUAGGCGAACACCAGCUUAAACAGUCCUCAGUUAUACCUAAUAGAGUAAUAUCUAUAGGCCUGGAGGAUUGGACGUUUUAACAUGGAGAGCUGGACCAGUACCUCUUGGACAGGGGUAACUGAUUUGUUCAUAUUUGUAUUAUGAGUCUGAAUCUGCAAAGUAACCAGAACUGGGAUCUAUUAGAUAAACGUAAUAAAGAAAAAAGUACAGUUGUUCCUCUCUGCUUUUGGGAACAGGCCAUUGUUAUUCAGAGGAUAAUGUUACUUUACUUUGCAAAGUAACUCUUAUGGAACUGGUUUGUAAAGUGCUGUAUAAAUCAAAUGUACCAUUAUAAUAUGUCUCUUCAGAAAAGUCAGGAAUUAAACUUGUUGUCAGGAUUAACAUAAAUGAAUUAGUAUGUACAAUAAUAAUAAAGUUUUGCUGACAUUAUG